Lipotes vexillifer (Yangtze River dolphin) is the source of this 981-nucleotide messenger RNA. Its product is annotated as glutaminase kidney isoform, mitochondrial. Bases 46 to 981 code for a protein of 311 amino acids. Gene Ontology annotation, biological process: L-glutamine catabolic process. Gene Ontology annotation, molecular function: glutaminase activity; protein binding. The record is from RefSeq and is a predicted model, not a curated record. Lineage: Eukaryota; Metazoa; Chordata; Mammalia; Artiodactyla; Lipotidae. The transcript is spliced from 12 exons.
UCUUUGCAGCAAGGAGUGAAUAAUGCUGAAAAAUUUGACUAUGUAAUGCAAUUUUUGAAUAAGAUGGCUGGUAAUGAGUAUGUUGGAUUCAGUAAUGCAACGUUUCAGUCUGAAAGAGAAAGUGGAGAUCGAAAUUUUGCAAUAGGAUAUUACUUAAAAGAAAAAAAGUGUUUUCCAGAAGGUACAGACAUGGUUGGUAUAUUAGACUUCUAUUUCCAGCUAUGCUCCAUUGAAGUAACAUGUGAAUCAGCUAGUGUGAUGGCGGCAACACUGGCUAAUGGUGGCUUCUGCCCAAUUACUGGGGAAAGAGUACUGAGUCCUGAAGCAGUUCGAAAUACACUCAGUUUGAUGCAUUCCUGUGGCAUGUAUGAUUUCUCGGGGCAGUUUGCUUUCCAUGUUGGUCUUCCUGCAAAAUCUGGAGUUGCUGGGGGCAUUCUUUUAGUUGUCCCCAAUGUCAUGGGCAUGAUGUGCUGGUCUCCUCCCCUGGACAAGAUGGGCAACAGUGUUAAGGGAAUUCACUUCUGUCAUGAUCUUGUUUCUCUGUGUAAUUUCCAUAACUAUGAUAAUUUGAGACACUUUGCAAAAAAACUUGAUCCUCGAAGAGAAGGUGGUGAUCAAAGGGUAAAGUCGGUGAUAAACCUUUUGUUUGCUGCAUAUACUGGUGAUGUAUCUGCACUUCGAAGAUUUGCUUUGUCAGCCAUGGACAUGGAACAGCGAGACUACGAUUCUAGAACAGCACUCCAUGUAGCUGCUGCAGAGGGUCAUGUUGAAGUUGUUAAGUUUUUGCUGGAAGCCUGCAAAGUAAAUCCUUUCCCCAAGGACAGGUGGAAUAAUACUCCCAUGGAUGAAGCGCUGCACUUUGGACACCAUGAUGUAUUUAAAAUCCUGCAGGAAUACCAAGUCCAGUACACGCCUCAAGGAGAUUCCGACAAUGGAAAGGAGAACCAAACCGUCCAUAAGAAUCUUGAUGGACUGUUAUAA